Molecule: messenger RNA, 1114 nt
Organism: Pseudogymnoascus verrucosus
Lineage: Eukaryota; Fungi; Ascomycota; Leotiomycetes; Thelebolales; Thelebolaceae
Exons: 2
Coding region: 513-998 (161 amino acids)
Source: RefSeq, a predicted model, not a curated record
UCUUGAUGCUUCUGGAAGCUUAUGGUAGGGGUUGCUCUGUCAUUGGCGCAAGGCUGGCGUAGCCGCGUGUCGUUGCGGGUGGGGUAAUAUAAGUGGGUGUGGCGGUGGCGUGUGGCGUUAGUGGGGAUAGUGGCUUUCUGCGGGAUUCUCACGACGACGACGGGCUUUCUGUACAGGGAAAUAAAUAACUGACUCAUCAGAGGUGUUUGUAGGGGAGUGAUGGAACGGUAGAUCGGAAAUUAUUAAUUAUCAAGUUCGGGAAAUGGUGAAUUAAUGUUUACUUUCAUUUUAGCUGGACGUACAGUAGAAGGCGAAUCGGGUGUCGUGGAAUUUUAGAUAACUUUAUUUGUGAAACUGUGGGGUAGACCAGCGGCUUGUUGUGGCUUUGCAGAUACAGAGGUAAAAUCGGCCGCUCACCCCAAGACUGGCUUUCCUUCCACCCUCUCCCAAUCUUCUUCUAAAACCCACCAGAGUCAGCACUCUCGUGUCAGCGCUUUGUGUCAGCCACGAUCAUGGCGCCGCAACUGGAUGCUGUGAAGCAUAGUUUGAUCAAAAUAUUGCUUAAAGAAGGGUUUAAAACCAAGCUAACAGCCUCAGUAGCCUUGUGCAGCGUACGCGCCGUCCAGAGAAUCCGCCUGAAGCAGUUCGAAAUGCCCAUCCAACGAGCAAAGCGUGCCGGCCGUCGUAGCUGCAUUACACCAGCCAUGGACAAAGCCCUCUGUGAUCUAAUACUUGAGCAGCCCUACCUGUACCGAUCUGAGAUGGCGGAUUUCCUCUAUCGUAAGUUUCGCAAAAGGAUUUCGGAAAGACCGCUCGGUCGGUUCCUGCGAUCAAUCGGCUGUACGAGAACAAUGAUCCAUCGUAUCGCUCAACAACGGAAUGCCGACCUUCGAGACUACUAUCUACAUAAGAUGUCGCAAUAUAAGUCAUACCAACUUGCUUUCGUUGAUGAGCCUGGCUGCGAUGGAAGGGAUGGAUAUAGACGUUGGGGGUGGUAAAAAAAACUACAGCUAUCUUUCCUGGACUAUAUAUAAUAUUUGCUACAGAGCGUGAGGAUUCAUAUGGCCUCAGAGGUUGGCCGGAGCAAGCUGAUCUGUCUUCAACCCUCCUCCGA